AAGAUUAAUCAUCAGGCCCAGUGAUUCAAAGUCGGUUAUCAGCAGAAAAUCGAAUAACUCAGGGUUCCAAUUUCAAAUCAAUCUCCGAUUUUCGAUUCCCAAUUCAUCUCACAAACCCUAGCGUUAAGAAAAAUGCAUCCGAAAUCAUUCCAAAUCCUGGUUCAAUCGCCAGACCUUCAGAUUUGCCCUAAAACCGUCACCGGCGAACAAACCCUCUCCGACCUAAAACAUUCCCUCUUCCCCAAUUCAUCAUCCUUCUACUUCACCCUCAAUGGAAAACCCAUCCCAGAUGAUGCAACUUUCUCCAAUUCCCGAAUCGCGCCUCUUUCUACUCUCGUCCUCCAAUCCCGCCUCCUCGGAGGCGGAGGAGAUGGCGGCGCUACCGGCGCUGAGUCCCGCGACUGCUACCUUAAAAUGUACGCUGAGAAAAAGCCGGAUAAAGUGGAUCCCAACGAGCAGAGGCUAUCGAAGUGGCAGAAUUGUGCGUUGUCGAAUGAGCCAUUGAGGGAACCGUGUGUGAUUGAUAAGCUUGGGAAUAUCUUUAACAAGGAAUCGUUGGUGGAGGCUUUGUUAGGUAAGAAGCUUCCUAAGGAAUUUGGGUAUAUUAAGGGUUUGAAGGAUAUGAUAAAAAUUAAGCUUUCGUCCAUUCCGGGCGAAGAUGAUGGGGCUAAGUUUCGGUGUCCGGUUGCAGGGCUGGAGUUUAAUGGAAAGUAUAGGUUUUUUGCUUUAAGAAAUUGUGGGCAUGUUUUGAGUUCAAAGGCUUUGAAGGAGGUUAAGUCUUCUGCUUGUUUGGUUUGUCACGAGGAAUUUGGUGAGGCUGAUAAGAUUGUGAUCAAUGGGAAUGAAGAGGAAGUGGAGGGUUUGAGGGAGAGGAUGGAGGAGGAGAAAGCCAAGGUUAGAGAGAAGAAAACCAAGAAGGUGAAGAAUGGUGAUAAUGAGGCUCUGAAUGGUUUGAGUUUGGAAGGUUCGAAGUUGAGUGGUAGUAAGCAUGGUAUGGAUGUGGAGAAGGCUUCGGCUAAGGUGGAUAGAAACGGGAAGGUUGUUAAUGGUAAUAAAAGUGUUAAUGGUGGUGCUGCUGCGGCUAAGAGGUUUAAGGCGACUGAUAUUGCCCCGGCAAAUGCUACCGAGGUCUAUGCGUCUAUUUUUACUUCUUCUAGGAAGUCUGAUUUUAAAGAAACAUAUUCUUGCAGGUCUCUGCCUCUUGGUAGAAACUAACUGUUGUGUAUGGUAUACAAAGUUUGUACUGAUUUAUUCAUGUUGAAUUGAAAUUUUAGUUUGUUAAGCUUUUUCCUGUGAUGAUGUAGUUGGUGGUUGCAUUCCUAGCAAAUUGUGUCAUUAAUCUAUCUUACUUUAGAAAGGGUUUUUGUUAAUAAUGAAUUAGUUAUAUGUAAUCAUUGUUCUCUUUUAAAUUGACUCUUCAAAGUACAAACUAUGUUAUUGUAUAUCAUUUGUUUGCUAAUGGUAAUGUGUGUGAAGGUCCAUCUUCUCCA
This is a messenger RNA of Lathyrus oleraceus (garden pea), 1490 nucleotides long. RefSeq lists its product as uncharacterized. The transcript has a single exon. Gene Ontology annotation, biological process: mitotic DNA replication termination. The record is from RefSeq and is a predicted model, not a curated record. Bases 133 to 1215 code for a protein of 360 amino acids. Lineage: Eukaryota; Viridiplantae; Streptophyta; Magnoliopsida; Fabales; Fabaceae. Gene Ontology annotation, cellular component: nucleus.